This is a messenger RNA of Python bivittatus (Burmese python), 1518 nucleotides long. The record is from RefSeq and is a predicted model, not a curated record. Lineage: Eukaryota; Metazoa; Chordata; Lepidosauria; Squamata; Pythonidae.
GGGUUCCCCCAAGAACCUUCGGCCGAGCAUGAUCCACCCUUCGCUGCAGAUGUUGAACAGAUGAACGCCCCUUCUUCUGUGCUUCUCUUGAAUGCUGGCAAUGACCGGGUGGACCAGCGCACCUGUCUGAUCUGCGGGGACCGAGCAACGGGCCUGCACUACGGCAUCAUCUCCUGCGAGGGCUGCAAGGGUUUCUUCAAGCGGAGCAUCUGCAACAGACGGGUCUACCGAUGCAGCCGUGACAAGAACUGUGUCAUGUCCCGCAAGCAGCGUAACCGAUGCCAGUACUGCCGGCUCCUCAAGUGCCUCCAAAUGGGGAUGAAUCGGAAAGCCAUCCGUGAAGACGGCAUGCCUGGAGGCAGGAACAAGAGCAUCGGACCUGUCCAGAUCUCCGAGGAAGAGAUCGAGCGGAUCAUGUCUGGGCAGGAAUUCGAGGGGGAGGCCAACCUCUCCUGGUGCAACAACGGGGACAGCGACAACAGCUCCCCUGGCAAUGGGGUGUCCGAAAGCAACCAGCCCUCCCCGGUCUCGACUCCAUCUUCAAGUAGGUCUGUGGAGCUGAACGGAUUUACUGUUCUCAGGGAUCAAUACGUGGGGGCACCGGUGUCAGCCCCCUACCAGUACCUCCCGCACCUUCUAAGCUGCCCAGCUCACACAGCCCUGCUGCCUCCCCAGCCCCGUAGCCUCGACCCCCAGUCCCACGGCCUCCUCAUCAGCCAGCUGGUGUCUGCCGAGGACCUGGAGCCCUUGGGCACCCCGAUGCUGAUUGAAGACGGGUACAGAGUGACCCAGGCCGAGCUGUUUGCCCUGCUCUGUCGGCUGGCGGACGAGCUGCUCUUCCGGCAGAUCACCUGGAUCAAGAAGCUGCCGUUCUUCUGCGAGCUCUCCAUCAAAGACUACACCUGCCUGCUGAGCUCCACCUGGCAGGAGCUGAUCCUGCUGUCCUCCCUCACCGUCUACAGCAAGCAGAUCUUUGGAGACCUGGCGGACGUGACUGCAAAGUACUCCCCCUCCGACGACGAACUCCACAGGUUCAGCGAAGAGGGGAUGGAAGUCAUGGAAAGACUGAUCUACCUGUAUCGCAAGUUCGGCCAGUUGAAAGUGAGCAACGAGGAACAUGCCUGCAUGAAAGCCAUUAAUUUCCUCAACCAAGACAUUCGGGGCCUGACCAAUGCCUCCCAGCUGGAGCAGCUGAACAAGCGGUACUGGUACGUCUGCCAGGACUUCAUGGAGUUCAAAUACCCGCAUCAGCCAAACCGGUUUCCAGACCUGAUGAUGUGUCUGCCAGAGAUCCGAUACAUUGCAGGAAAAAUGGUGAACGUCCCUCUGGAGCAGCUCCCACUCCUGUUUAAGGCCGUCCUGCACUCUUGCAAAGCCUCCCCGAACAAGGAAUGAAGCCGGCCGGGAGACCCGAGGCCUCCCCAGCAGAGGAAGGAGCAGCCACCCCGCGAUCCGGCCAGCGGGGACGUCUCCCAGCCUCUGGCAGGGCAGUGGGUAGCCUUGCCGGCGUAGCAGGAA